AAAUUAACGAAGGUAGCUGUCAACGCUGUCAACACACAAAAACAUUCUGAUCAAAAUAAACAGACGCGAUUUCAACCAGAAACAUUACCUGAUAGCAAAAAUGGUUUGUGAAAAAUGCGAAAAGAAACUGGACAAAAUAAUAACGCCUGAUCCGUGGAAAAGUGGCGCCCGGAAUACGACAGAGUCUGGCGGUCGCAAAGUCAAUGAAAAUAAGGCACUCACAAGUUCGAAAAGUCGAUUCAAUCCCGUCGAUCAAUCGUUUAAGCCGUGCAGAAUUUGCCGUUCAAAAGUCCAUCAGAUUGGGUCUCACUAUUGUCAGGCGUGCAGCUAUAAGAAAGGGAUCUGUGCAAUGUGCGGCAAGAAAUUGCUCGAUACGAAGAGUUACAGGCAGAGUGCUGCGUAGGAAAACGACUACGGACGAUUUCAUUUAAGGAUAAGUGUGACAGAGUGUGUGGUAAACAAGCGUAUGUAUAUUCUGAACUUUGUACGAAAAUGUUAACAAAAUUAUAAAAAAAAGAUUCUAAAACA
Messenger RNA from Bradysia coprophila, 528 nucleotides. Its product is annotated as cysteine-rich PDZ-binding protein. The record is from RefSeq and is a predicted model, not a curated record. Gene Ontology annotation, cellular component: dendrite. Lineage: Eukaryota; Metazoa; Arthropoda; Insecta; Diptera; Sciaridae. Gene Ontology annotation, molecular function: microtubule binding; PDZ domain binding. Gene Ontology annotation, biological process: cytoplasmic microtubule organization.